Microsporum canis CBS 113480 is the source of this 336-nucleotide messenger RNA. RefSeq lists its product as uncharacterized. The transcript has a single exon. The record is from RefSeq and is a predicted model, not a curated record. Lineage: Eukaryota; Fungi; Ascomycota; Eurotiomycetes; Onygenales; Arthrodermataceae. Bases 1 to 336 code for a protein of 111 amino acids.
AUGAAGUCGAAGUUGAGCCUUUUAUGGAUCAGAAAAAAGUCGAAGACGAAAAAAUUUUCACAGGUUAUGUCAGCGCUUACUCAGCAGGCUGAAAACUCUGCGUCACAGCAAAACAGGGCACGGGCUGAGCGACUAGCCGGAAGGGGGCGCGCGGUGGGGCGUCAUGGGCAAGGCGCGCGCGCUGGUUGGCUGGGCGGCGCCUCGUUUGGGCACGAAGAUACGGCGUUACCUGACGGUACGCGGGCGGUACCCAGGCGGUACCCCUCACCGCCCGCCCAAAGAGGGCAUCUGCCCCUCGCCCGUUUAAGCGUGGCUGAGCUAAGCGGCGCCUCCUGA